This is a messenger RNA of Gadus macrocephalus (Pacific cod), 3653 nucleotides long. RefSeq names its product membrane-associated guanylate kinase, WW and PDZ domain-containing protein 2-like. The record is from RefSeq and is a predicted model, not a curated record. Bases 272 to 568 code for a protein of 98 amino acids. The transcript is spliced from 2 exons. Lineage: Eukaryota; Metazoa; Chordata; Actinopteri; Gadiformes; Gadidae.
GCGAAAGAACGUGGUGCUCCCCGUACAGUACCCUGUUGUUUUAGUGGAAAGGGGCGUCGCAGGUUUAGAGAAAGUCCUACCUCACUUCCUGCCUCACCUUCACCUGUACAUUUACCCGAGGCACCAAUCAGAUCGCGGCGAGGCCAUCCCUACCGAUGAUCACCAAACGAGCGUCUGUGAUUGAUGAAGCAGCGUCUCCUCUUGUCCCCCCCCUGUCGGCCGUCAGGUGGGCGACCAGAUCAUCGAGAUCAACGGGGAGACGACCCGGGACAUGACCCACGCCCGAGCCAUCGAGCUCAUCAAGUCGGGGGGGCGGCGCGUGCGCCUCCUGCUGAAGAGGGGGACGGGACAGGUCCCGGAGUAUGACACUGCCCCCCCAUGGGAUGCUCACCCCUCCCCAGGCCUGCAGGAAGUAGUCCCGGCCGAGGCCCCGCCCACGUCAUCCCCCCAGCCCCGCCCGGCCCCGCCCCCUCAGCCCCCCCGGGCCCCCUCAUCCGGGCCCCAGCGCCCAGGUGGAGGAGGAGGAGGAGGGGGAGGUGCGGGCGGGGAGGAGGUCCAAGCAGCCUGACCCCGCCCCCAGGGGGGGGGCCGCCUCCUCCUGCCGGAGCAGGAGCAAGAAGGAGGGGGGCAGGGCCCCCCGCAAGUGGAGCAGAGGCCUUGGAGGAGGAGGAGGAGGAGGAGGAGGGGGGGGUAGUGGGAACAGGGGCAGGGCGGAGCCGGGGGCGCGGCCUGCCCCACGGGGCGGGGGGAGGUCAGGGGAGGACGGCGAGGCCAGAGAGCCCCCCCACUUCCUCUCUGCCAACGGCGCGGACCACGGCGCCCGCAACGGGUGCGGGGCGCCGUCGGAGCGGGAGGACCCGAGGCCCCACGCGCCCGUGGCCCCGGCCCGGUCCCAGGGGGGCCCGGAGAAGGAGAGGGCGCCCAGGGGCAGGGGCGCCGGGCGUGGAGGAGGAGGUGGAGGAGGUGGAGGAGGUGGAGGGGGUGGAGGGUCCGUCAGGAAGGCGGCCGUGUCCCCCGGCCUCUGGAAGAUCCCCGGCUCGGACAAGCUCCCCGGGGCGCUGCGGUCGGGCCCGCCCCCCCUGAGCAGUUAACCCCUGACCCCUGACCCCCUGCCGGGCGAGGGUCCGGGGGGGGCAGCAGACCUGGAUCUAGAGCGGUACUUACAUCCCCCCCCCCCCCCCCCCCCCCUCCUCUCUGCCUCCCCCCCCCACCAGCCCCUCUCCUCCUCUUGGUGCAAAACGUGACUGAGAGAGGAUGGGGGGGGGGACAUGUGGGGGGAGGGGGGGUCAUGGAGCCUAUUUUUUUAUUUAUGAAGAUGAACUCUAAAUUAUUUUGACAAAUAUUUUACACCAACCACCUUAAAAAAAAAAAAAAAAAACUACUUUUGGAAAAAAGAAAAAGUGAAAAAAGAGACUAGAAGUGUGUUUGGGCGUCCGUGUUUCUGUUGUGUUUGUGUCACGAGGGGAAUCGUUUUAAACAAAACUUUGAGGACUCGUUGGGGGUCGUUGAGCUGACCUCCGACCUAGGAGCUGACCUUUGACCUCAGUCCCCCUGUUUAUCUGGACAGCGCUGGAACUGAGAGACAAAAACAUGCAAACAAAGACAAAGACCAGCGACACAGCACCUGUCGGACACAAGGACGGUUUUAUAAAUAAAAUAAAUAUAUACAUCCAUAAAUAUAUAUAGAAAUAUAUAUAUAUAUAUAUAUAUAUAUAUAUAUAUAUAUAUAUAUAUCAACACAAUGGAGUCUAUUUUAUGAAGGGAGAGUUAAUAGGGGUGAGACGUUUCCCUGCCACGAGGGAGGCUGUCUGGAGAUGAGAGGCAAUGGUGGACCUUUGAACGCUGCCGAUCAGAGGCUCAAAGAUGGAGGAAAGUUACACCUGGAAGAGUACGUUUAUGGGAGGAUUAUUGUGUAAAUAAAGAUCAAAUCAUCGUGAAGCUGUGAGACAUAUAUAUAUAUAUAUAUAUAUGUAUGUGUAUAAGGUGAACCAUGAGGCAGGAACGCUAGCUGGGUUGUGAUCGGAUGAUCCAGAGGGUGUUCUGCUAUGGGGCGAGUGCCUUAGAGAGGGCAAACUAGCCACCACUUAAAGUGUAACCAAACGCACUCGUUUUGACCUAAAGACGCAACAUGUUAGCCCUUUAAGACUCCUGUGUGACACCAUAUUGAUGCUGCACAUCCGCUGAAAUGUUCGGAACAUAAAAAUUAUGUUUAGGAUACAAGUCGCGAAUCCUAACGGGAAUAUCUUUAUAAGCUAAUAAAGUAGCGUGCGUGUGUGCAAUGCUUGUUGCUUAUUUACAGAAGCACUAAUAUUUCUGUAGUACAUUCGAGCCAACAACAAUAUUCACCUGGAUAGUUUGGGUUUGCCCUAUGAAAAAAGCUCCUUAUUAAGGAAAAUAAAGUGAUUUUCAAAAAAAAAUUGCAAUCAAACUUUGGAAAUAGGACCAUGGCCUUUAAUUGACUUCGUUUUUUAGUUUGGUUACACUUUAAACGACUGGAGUGUUUUUAAAAAAAAAAAGGCUGCUAAACAAUUUGUAAGAAAAAUAAGAAUUUACAUGAUAUUGACUAUUGACUCGGAGGCGCUGGGAUUGGUUAUGAAUAUUUAAUCAUUGACCAAUUAAAUAUAAUUUACUUCACCAGAUGACUUAUGCAAAUUCCGACCACCAGAGAUAUUACAGGUAUAUUUAUUUAUACAGGGUUCGUCUGGGGGUUAAUUGGCGUUCUGUUUGAGUCCUGUCUGAAAAACAAGUCUGUUGAAUUAUAUUGAAGCCACUGGCCCCUUGAUUAUGUCCUCAGCUUACAGCGACACAAACACAUUAUAACGGUUCAUAACAUUGAAAAAAAAGAUAUUGAUGUACAUAUUCCAAUAUCAGCACACCAUUAGGCAUAAUCCAACUAUGGGUGAUGGACGCAAACAAGAACAGAAUCACCCUAAACUAAAAUAGAAUAAAAAUAAAUGAGUGAAAGUGUCGAAAGAAAUCCAAGUUCUGGGGCGAAUACAAAUGUGUGUAUUUUUGUAUGAGAUUUUCGUUGAGUAUAGAGCGUGUUUUCAGAUCGUCUGGUUGGCUGUACCCGGCAAUGAUUCAUCGGUUUGGAGUUUUUUUUCUGUCGUAUUCCCGUUCCUUCAGUACCUUCAGUCGAGAGGAACAGAACGUGUUCUCUUGAAGUGUUCAAGCGGAGACUGAUGCUGUGGUUUGGGGGAAGACAGGGGAAACCAUUGAAGGGCGAAUCCUUCCUGCUACCUUUCUGUUCGGUUCUUACGUCGGUCUGUCUUUGACGUUUUCUGCAGAUAGAGUCGGAAAGUUCUGAGUGUCUGUAAACAAAACACACGAAAAGGAAGCAUUUCCGUUGGGAUUUGGUUGAUUUUGGUGGGGGGGGGGGGAUUCAAACUUGGUCUUUGCACAACACUGCUUUUUCACACCUGAACUGUGAACAAAACCAAUAAAAAGAGGUGUAGAUAAAGUGUUGAAGGAAUAGCAUACUAGAACAAAACAUGUUUGAUUAUAUCCUCAAAACAAACGACUCGACGAAGACUACAACUAUUUUUUAUGAAAAUGCAACACUAUGGAUAUAUACACUUUUUUCAACAGAAAACAAAGGUUUACUUGUAUGGUAUUCUGAAAAGCUGUCAAAAUAAAAGAAAAUAUUGACACAA